Anopheles bellator is the source of this 3018-nucleotide messenger RNA. It is a transcript of the gene bma, whose product is annotated as SCY1-like protein 2. The record is from RefSeq and is a predicted model, not a curated record. NCBI's taxonomy places the organism in Eukaryota, Metazoa, Arthropoda, Insecta, Diptera, Culicidae. The coding region runs from base 1 to 3018 and encodes 1005 amino acids. The transcript is spliced from 19 exons. Gene Ontology annotation, biological process: protein phosphorylation. Gene Ontology annotation, molecular function: ATP binding; protein kinase activity.
AUGCCGGCCGCGACGAUGUUUUCCAAGUUCAAAAGUAGCGCCACCAGUGCACCGCCACAAAACUCCUACGACAACAAUCCUAUCACGCAGUACUUUGAAAUAGGAAAGCAAGUCGCCUGCGCCGGACCGGAGCUGAUAUGGAAGAUCCACGAAGGUUUCCGGAAAACGGAUGGAAAGGAAUGUUCCAUCUUUGUGUUCGAGAAACGAACGGCGGAAAAGCUGCACAAACCGAAACGGAAAGAGACGGUUACGGAAAUUUUACGAGCCUCCGUGAAGCAGCUGGAAAGGUUUCGACACCCGAAGAUCCUACAGAUCAUGCACACCGUGGAGGAAAGCUCGGAGACCCUGUCGUUCGCCACCGAGCCCAUCAUUGCCAGCUUGGCCAACAUCCUCGCCUACCACGAGGCAGGAGGGAUAAUUACGGGCCCACCGAUCACCGGGGCUUCCGGGCAGCACUGCCCAAACAGCAUGUCCGCCAAUCGACCAGCCCAUGCGAAGGAAUACACCUUUCUGGACAUCGAACUGAAAUACGGAAUCCUUCAGAUUACCGAAGCGCUAUCGUUUCUUCAUUACUCGGGCCAAGUCAUACACAAAAACGUGUGUCCUUCGUCAAUCCUAAUCACUAAGAAAGGCACUUGGAAGCUGGCCGGUUUUGAAUUUACCGAACGCAUCAACGAAACUGACGCCACCGAUCCAGUACCUUGUCAACCGUGGUCAUCCCGAGCAUCGAAGCUGGUUCAGCCGAAUCUAGACUACAUGGCGCCAGAGAUUCAAAUCAACAGCAGCUGCAGCAUAUUGAGUGAUAUGUUCUCUCUUGGAAUGGUCGUAUGUUCCAUUUUCAACCACGGCCGCUCGUUAAUACAGUCUGGAAACUCUCCAUCGGCAUACAUCAAGCAGAUGGAACUGCUAGAUGAAGCCGUGCACAACAUCCUCCCAAGAAUACCGAUUCCUCUACAGGAGGCAACCACACGACUCUUGAAGAAAUCGCCUGGCGCUCGUCCGACAGCUCAGCUACUGACACUCAUCAAAUACUUCAGUGACCCGGCUGUGCAGGCGCUACAGUUUCUGGACGUGAUCAACAUGAAGGACCCGACGCAGAAGACGCACUACUACCGUAGCACCCUCAGAGAGGUCUUACCCUUCAUCCCGCGGAAACUAUGGUGGCAACAUAUCUGGCCUAAUCUGCAACAAGAAAUGCGAGCUGAUGAAGUCCUGGCUGCAGUACUGCAGCCUGCACUCACCCUAGUCCAAGAAUCUUCGAACACGGAAUACGAAGCAAUCAUUUUACCUACCUUUAAGACUGUUUUUGUAGCUCCAAAAUCUAUACAAGCAACCGUAGCGUUAUUAGAAAACUUACAUAUUAUCCUAGAAAAAACACCACGAGACGAUAUACGGACUGAAGUUUUACCCUUGCUGUUCAACGCCCUCGAAAGCACGACGAUACAGGUACAGAGUGCGGCGCUCGUAGCAGUUACAAAUGUGUACGAUUAUUUGGACGAUAUCACGAUCAAAAAGCUGGUGCUACCGAAACUAAAGGCAGUGUUUGAGAAGAACCAAAGUGAUUUGAAAAUCAUGGGCAACGUACUGCAGUGUGUCGAAAGGACGUUAGAUAAACUAGAUAAGUCUCAGAUAAUCGACGAGGUGCUCCCUUUACUGCUCGAGGUUCGACUCACCGAUCCGGACAUAGUGGUGCGAGUAGUCAAUAUCUACCGAAUCAUGCUGUGUGACAAAAAGUAUGGCUUAACCGUAAAUAUCAUGGCGACCAAGGUGAUGCCCACGCUGCUGCCGCAAACCGUGAACCCGACGUUGAAUCUGGAACAGUUCAUGAUCCUUCUGGAGGUGCUUCAAGAAAUGUUGGACCAAAUAGAUAGACAACAACGUAAUAAAUUGAAGCUGGACAAUCUUUCGCUACCGUCACCAGACCGUCACCGACCACUGCGGCACCAGUUCUCGUCGGACAACAUGAACGCCCAACAAUUUAACAUUCCGAAUCUUCGAAUCGAUCAACGCAAAACAUCGAGCGCAGAGGACAUGGCGCGGAAGAACUCGACAGGAUCGGGUGCUCUAGGUAGCUGGUGGUUCGGCGGAUCGCCGUCCUCGCCGGACAGCAACUUCCUGCGUGUGGUGAACGCCUUCCCGAACCGGCGCCUGUCCGACAACACUCUUAUGACACCGAAAAUACGAAUCGCACCGUCUUGUGCUUCGUCUCCGGGUGGAACCCCGGGCGGAGGACUACCCAUAAGACGUCACUCGAGCAUUGGUCCACAGGAACGACGAGGCUCCAAUAUCAAUUUGUCACCACCAACUCUUGCACGGAGCAUGAUCGGAGGCUCGAUGCCGAACACUUCGAGCAGUGUUCCAUUCUUACUAUCGUCGAGCAUGCAAUCAAUAAGGAGCCGUCGUACCUCGACCGUGCUCUCGUCCGGACCGCUCGGUUCCGGUUCCGGUCUGCUCCAACAGCUCGGUUCCGGCAUGCGACAGUUGUACGCACUUAUGACUAAAGAUAGAUUCACGGUCAGCAGUAACACUAGUCCACAGGCACCAACUGCCAAACCACAGGGAGCCCUAUCUGCAUCGGCAACUUCUCUCAACACUGCUACGACCACCACUAGCACAGUCCCUCACAGCAGCAAGCUAGCCACAGGCGGUACAGGCACCUUUGCCAACUUUACCUCCGCCAUCACGGUCAACGAUGCUUCAACAACUCUUUCGUCCAUCACGCAGAUCGUAAGAACGCCAACAAUCAGUUGUCCCACGGCGUUACCCAUCACGACCACUACCAAAUGUCCAUCGCCCAGUAAUUCUCGGGCCGUCUCUCCUGGUACUGGGCGGGCGAACAGCCUCGGAACCACACCAGUAGUAGUCACAGGUGGUUCUGCUAGAGCUUCGUCCGUAACGCAUGUCUCCAACUUUACAACCUCGCGCGUAUCGGUUCUACUUUCUCCAACCACUUUGCCUACUGUCGGUGCGUCAUCAGCUAAAUCACCCACCUUAUUCGGUAGCGGUGGUAACCGUUAG